CGUACAGCGCUGCCAACAUUGAUAAACGCCCACCAUCUUUGGGCAGCUGAUAUUUGUGUUAUUGAGCAAGUUUUAUAUAUUCCUAUCGAAAUCAUCCCGAAAUGGGUGCGUCAUUUCUUCCCAUCACCGUUUUUACAGUAUUAUGGGGUGUGGUGGGUAUCGUGUGCCCGUUCUUUGCUCCCAAGGGCCCUAACAGAGGGAUCAUCCAAGUGGUGUUGAUGUUAACCGCAGCUACGUGCUGGUUAUUCUGGCUGUGUGCAUACAUGGCACAGAUGAAUCCAUUGAUUGGGCCUAGACUUAGCAACGAUACUCUUAUUUGGAUUGCACGCACUUGGGGUCAACCGUAUACAGUAUAAGAAGAUCAACGUGUAAACGUCAAAUGUCAAACGUCAAAAUGUAAUUUAUUGAAUGUAAUUUGUGGCGAAUGAAAAGAAUAAUAAUAAUUUAUGUUUACAAAUAUCACCUGUUUAUUGAAUUUUAACUUUUUUGCUUCAUUCCGAAUAGAAUUAAGUGUUUCUGUAGAUAACCUAAUAAAUAUAUAAAGUUGUA
Messenger RNA from Pieris brassicae (large cabbage white), 549 nucleotides. Its product is annotated as V-type proton ATPase subunit e 2-like. Bases 102 to 356 code for a protein of 84 amino acids. The transcript has 4 exons. The record is from RefSeq and is a predicted model, not a curated record. Gene Ontology annotation, cellular component: proton-transporting V-type ATPase, V0 domain; plasma membrane proton-transporting V-type ATPase complex. Lineage: Eukaryota; Metazoa; Arthropoda; Insecta; Lepidoptera; Pieridae. Gene Ontology annotation, molecular function: proton-transporting ATPase activity, rotational mechanism. Gene Ontology annotation, biological process: proton transmembrane transport.